Pogoniulus pusillus (Red-fronted tinkerbird) is the source of this 2061-nucleotide messenger RNA. It is a transcript of the gene CRELD1, whose product is annotated as cysteine rich with EGF like domains 1. NCBI's taxonomy places the organism in Eukaryota, Metazoa, Chordata, Aves, Piciformes, Lybiidae. The record is from RefSeq and is a predicted model, not a curated record.
AUGGGGCCGCGGGCGGGCGCCGGGCUGGGGGGGGUCUUGCUGGGGUUCGCCCUCUUCGGGGGAGUCCUGCUGGGCACCUCCUGCGCCCAUCUGGAGCCGGACCCGGACCGGGACGGGGCCGAGCCUUGCCGAGCCUGCCGCGUCGCCGACAGCUUCAGCAGGGGUCUGGAACGAACAGAGCAUGAGGGCUUUGGUGGGGGCAACACAGCCUGGGAGGAGGAGAAGCUGGCCAAGUACCGGCACAGUGAGACCCGUCUACUGGAAGUGUUGGAGAGCGUCUGCAGCCCCUCAGAUUUCACCUGCCACCAGCUGCUAGAGCGGAGCGAGGAGCAUGUGGAGCAGUGGUGGUUCCAUGAGCAGCACCAACAACCUGACUUCUUCCAGUGGCUGUGCAUGGACAGGCUGGCGCUCUGCUGCCCACCUGGCACCUAUGGUCCUGACUGCCAGCCCUGUGCUGGUGGACCCAGGCAGCCCUGCAGUGGCAAUGGGCGAUGUGAUGGUGAUGGCACACGUCGUGGCACUGGCUUGUGCGUCUGCAGCCCAGGCUAUGGUGGCCCUUUCUGUGCUGAGUGUGGUGAUGGCUACUAUGAGGCCUCACGGAACAAGAGCCACCUGGUAUGUGCUGAGUGCUACCGAGCAUGUGGGCGCUGCACGGGGCCGGAGGAUUCCAGCUGUCUUCGCUGCAAGAGAGGCUGGGUGCUGCAUGACCAUCGCUGCAUUGACAUAGAUGGUGUGGCACCAGAGAUGGCACAAUGCCGAGCUAACCAGUUUUGCGUCAACUCGGAGGGCUCCUAUGAGUGCCGAGACUGCUCCACGGCUUGCAUUGGCUGCAUGGGUGCUGGGCCGGCUCGCUGCAAGAAAUGCAACAAGGGCUAUUGGCGGGAUGGAGCCAAGUGCCUAGAUGUGGAUGAGUGUGCAAGCACCGAGGAACCAGUGUGCACAGGAGCACAGGAGGUGUGUGGAGAACACAGAGGGCAGCUACGCUGUGUCUGUGCCCGCGGUCACGUCCGGCGGGAUGGACAUGUUGUCCCAUCCACAAGCACUUUACCCGCAGAUGCCCCGGAGAAAGGCUUCUUCGAUGAUGUAACAGAGGACGAGGUAGUGGUGCUGCAGCAGAUGUUCUUCGGUGUGAUGAUCUGUGCCCUUGCAACGCUGGCAGCCAAGGGCGACAUAGUCUUUACUGCCAUCUUCAUUGGUGAUGUGGCUGCCAUGGCUGGCUACUGGCUCUCUGACCGCAGCGACCGCGUCCUCGAUGGGCUUCAUGACGGGCAGAUAGCUCUGGGGCUGCCAGAUGCAGGCAAGGUGGGGCAGGCUCAGCCUGGGGUGCAGGCUCCUCCCUCCCCGGCAGAGGGUGUGCUGAGGCCGGAUCCUACGCAGAGUGCUGUGCCCUGCAUGCAUCUCUCAGCCCUUCCUUAGUGUAGGGUCUCGUCCCCUCCCAGCAGAAUGAACCGGGGAUAUCUGAUCCCUGGGGGCUCCCUCACAGUCACUCUGGACAAGAGGUGAUGCCAGGCAGUGGGGCACGUGAGUGGGGCACAGCAUGCUGCCCCUGGCCCCCUUAUGCUCUGGCACUAUGCAGGUGGGAGAAGGUGGAGGGCAAGUUUGAGGGGUUGCUCUGGCACUGCUGGGUGCUGCAGCAGGUGACGGACUGGCAGAGCUUGGCCUUGCAGCCUGCCCAGUGAGUGUUGCCACGACUGGAGGCUGCCAACCCCGUGGGACGUUGUGUUGUGGAUUCCCCCCACAUGAGACCAUUGCCCGUGAAUGGCUGGGUCCCUGCCGGGUCCCUGCUCUGCCCUGAGCCAUGGAGCUGGGCAGGCUGCUCCCCUCACAACCCUUCCUCCCCCCGUCCCCGGGCAGAGCCCCAUCUCUACCCUCACAGCUGUGAGGGGGCCAGGAGCUCCCAUGGGGCAGGGGGUCUCCUGCCACUCGCAGGGUGCUGUGCUGGUAGGGGAGCUCUGCCAGAUGCAUGAGCGCGACUGUUGCAUUUGUCUGUGGUUUGUCCGUCAGGGUGUGCCCAUCUGUCCGUGUGUCCAUAUCUCAGGAAAUAAAGCUCUGCACACCUAA